AGAGAAAGAAAGAGAGAAAAAGAGAGGGACAUAGAUCGAGACAGAGAGAGAGCAAGGAGAGAGAAAGAAAAGACUGACGAGGCCAAAACUGAGUUGUUUGUAUUAAGUUUCUGUCUGAGAACGUAUCAGUGUGAGUGUGUGUCAGUAUGUCUAUGCAUGUGUGAACGUAUUUGUGAUACGUGUAUGAUGGUGUGCGUGCAGUGCGUGGUCCUUCUCUCCAUUCAUCCCAUCAUGCCCCUAAAGCGAUGUGAUCCGAGGGCCGUGGGUUUUGUGAGGUUGACAGUGUGUGUGUUGAGUUGGCUGCUAUGUGUGUGUUGGGCUCCAACAGUAGUGGAGGCUGCUGGUACUCCCCCUGCUCCCCAGCAGAAAGCCCUCAGCCUGCAGAGAGCCUUCCUGGGGCUGGACAAGUGCAAUGCCUGCGUGGGGACGUCCAUCUGCAAGAAGCUCUUGAAAGACCAGAUAAGGUUUGAUUGGUGGAUGUCCCCGGAUACCACACUCCAAUUGGCUGAGAAGCAGAGUUUCCCAGGGAACCUUACAGAUGAUUCAUUAAGCUGGCGUCCAGUGGUCUUGUCGUUCCUCUCCUCCCCCCGUCUGCACUCGUCCUCCGACCGUUCAAUCUGUCGCUCGGUGGGACGGCAGGGUCCCUGCAGCAUCGAGGCCGUCCUCAGGGUCACACCCAGAUUCCAGAGCUUGAACCAAUCACAUCUUUUGCUGCCCCAUAUUGUGAAGGGUUUGGCACCUCCCCUGCUGCGCUGUCCCUCCCAGAGACUGCUGGACCGCGUUGUGCGCCGCUAUGCUGAGGUGGUGGACGUGGGCAGUGUUCAGAUGAAGCACUUCUCAGAGAGAGACAAACUACGGCUGCUCUACACGCUAGCUGUCAAUCAACAGCCUCUCAUACUGCAGAUGUUCCCAGGCACCGAGGGCUGGCCAUUCCCCCGCUACCAGGGCUCGUGUGGCAGGCUGAUGGUGUGGGCAAGCUCCAGGCCUCUGUGGGGCCUUUAUGGUUCCUCCAGGGAGUUCAUCCAGAGGGUGGACGUGGCCUAUCAGCUACUCCAGAUCACCCAGGGCCUGGGCCACAACAGUCUGGGUUUCCUGCUCUACUACACCAGGCUAGAGGAGGAUAUGUUUGGCCUGCUGGAUGACCAGCGAGUGUUCAUCACAGAUGCCAGCAGCAUAGGGGUCAUUGACCUAGAGCAGGGGUUCCCCCCAGACCAUCCCUCCCAAACAGGCUCUGGCGGGGACAUCUUCUCCUGCCUGGGUCAGGGUGCAUCCCCCUGCCAUCGCUCUCCUCCCUGCAGCUCUGUCCGCCCUACCCAGAGCCUCACUCUGCUCUGCACAGCACUCCUGCCCAGACUGCUGCUCACAGAGAGGGGGGCCCAGCCAAACAGGCUACCCAUGGAGGGUGAGGCAGAGGCGGGGAGGUUGGCAAGAGACGUGCCCCUGUUGCUGGGUGUUUGUGCAGACCCUAGCCAGCCUGACUGGAGGAUCAUGGCAGCAGUAGGAUCUCUGAUGGACCUGCUAAAACCCAUGAGGCCCUGCAACCCACACUACACCUACAGGUACCCAGAGUGCAGAUACAACCAAGACUACUGAGAGCUGGCAGGACUACAAUACCCAUACUACCCUGCUACAGCCAUAGACAAUGUUAAGUUCACAGGUGCCCAUAUGAACUGUGAUCCAGACAGUGUUGUGUGCUGGAAUGACUAUGCACUGAGCUGAAUUGACUACGCACACAAAGGGGUUGUGGUUCUGCACGGGCAGUGUAUGUGAAGUCUGUAGUACUUAGCAGCUUGUAGUGCUUGGCUGUAGUGUAGUGCUCAGCUACUUUCAGGUAGUGAACCGGUCACAGCAGCUCUGUGCAUCAUAGGACAGAUGAACAUGUAAAGAAGAAACAUGAGAAGUUCCACAUGUAAAUAAAGAACUUAUUUUAAAUGACUCAUAAAACAUCUUUCAAACAAUA
Molecule: messenger RNA, 1960 nt
Organism: Oncorhynchus masou masou (cherry salmon)
Lineage: Eukaryota; Metazoa; Chordata; Actinopteri; Salmoniformes; Salmonidae
Gene: dipk2b
Product: divergent protein kinase domain 2B
Exons: 5
Coding region: 157-1593 (478 amino acids)
Source: RefSeq, a predicted model, not a curated record